AAUGGAAUGAGUUUCACAGCCAGAAAGAAACACACUAUUUCUGUGUCCCACCUAUGCCCAUCUCUCUCAUGUUUCAUUCAUUUAAGUCCACUUGUGCAUGCACACAGCCCUGAGUCCCAGUGGAAAUAUCUGGUUUCAUCUAAAAACAGAGUUCAUUGUUCACUGUCAUGAUAUUGAAGACUGAAACAAAACAGUAGUUUAUUAAGGACGCUGGAGAAGUGGGCCGUCCAGGUUUGUCCAGCAGGUGGGACGGGCCACAGAGCCACCCUCGGUCUCUUAUUCUCUGUCACAGACCUGAACAGCAGAAUAUAACAGCAGAGAUUUUGCAUGCGCGGACGUCAAAGAUGGUUUUUCUAACAACUAAAAUGAUGCAAAGGACUGCACUGUUUGUGACGUUUGGGGGCUUAGUCACUUCUCUGAUCACCACCUUCCUUCCCCUGUGGAAGACGAUGAACUCUGAUCUAAAUGAAGUGGAGAACUGGUUCUCGGGGCUGUGGCACACCUGCCUCUACACAGAGGAGGUAGGAAUCCAGUGUAAGGCCUACGAUUCAAUCUUGGGACUCCCGAUGGACCUGCAGAUCUCCAGGGUGCUCAUGUCGGUGUCUAUAGGCACCGGAGGCUUAGCUGUGCUGGCUGCCUUCCCCGGUCUGGAGGGGGUUGAGAUGUGCAUGGAGCAGCCGGGCAUAAAGAGAGCGCUGAUCAUCUUCAGCGGGGUGCUGUCAUGGGUGUCGGGACUCACCACUCUGGCUCCCGUCUCCAUUGUGGCCUACACGACUGUGGUGGACUUCUGGAACGAGGGUUUUCCUGAUGUGAUGCCCCGGUGGGAGUAUGGGGAGGCGAUGUUCUCCGGCUGGUUUGGAGGUUUGGCCCUGGUCAUCGGGGGGACCCUGUUCUUUGUAGCUGUGUGCAUGGGGGACUAUGAUCAGCGGCCACCAAGCGUGCCAAACAGCCCAAAGGUGAAGCACAGGACACAGCACUACCUGAAGACAGAGGUUCUAUAGCUUUGCUAUCAGCAUGAGUGAUAAUGUAAUUCAAGGCACAGGGUUAAACAUGUUUUAUAUGUUAAUUUCUUUCUGGAUUUGUCACUGAAAGUCACUUCUAUAAUCUGUGUUUAUCCUAAAGCAUGCAAAGUGAUUCAGCUGUAAUGGAAUGAAUGAAAUGUGAGAUUAUGAGCAACAGUUUUUAUUCCUAGAUGAAUAGAAUAGCACAACGGUUUAUUUAGCAGUAGACAUGCAAUGCACUGUAAAUAGAAUUAACAGAACCGUGAAUUCAUUUUCUUUUCAGUGAUUGUACUUGUGACCUAUAGCAGUGUUUGUGAUGUUUCUUUCUGUUUAUUCAGGCAAGUAACACUUAGGUAAAUUAAUGCGAUGCAUGAACAAGGCAAAGUAACGAGCGCGCACAUUUGUUCAUAGUGUGACAAAUGAAACUUGUACAAUGUAGAGCGAUGCAUGAUGAAUAAAUACUGUCUUUGUUCAUGCACAAGCCCCUCAGUUUACUGGGGAACCUGAUCUGAUCAAGGAUGAACGUGUCUAACAUCAGUGGUGUGCAGGCUCGGAGAGCCCACUUCCAGGCCAGAGGGAGAGUUGCAUUCCAGUGCUGCAGCUCCUCUGUGCUGAAUUUCGUUUUGGGGAGGGACUUGGCACCAUCAGCUCCUCUUAAUCCUUAAUGCACUCUGCCGAACACUGUGAUGCACAUUUUUGCGGAUGUCACAAAAAAGAAACGAUACAGAAUAAAGUGCUCAGAUCAG
Molecule: messenger RNA, 1747 nt
Organism: Mugil cephalus (flathead mullet)
Lineage: Eukaryota; Metazoa; Chordata; Actinopteri; Mugiliformes; Mugilidae
Gene: cldn26
Product: claudin 26
Exons: 1
Coding region: 345-1001 (218 amino acids)
Biological process (GO): cell adhesion; bicellular tight junction assembly
Cellular component (GO): plasma membrane; bicellular tight junction
Molecular function (GO): structural molecule activity
Source: RefSeq, a predicted model, not a curated record